Molecule: messenger RNA, 2925 nt
Organism: Daphnia magna
Lineage: Eukaryota; Metazoa; Arthropoda; Branchiopoda; Diplostraca; Daphniidae
Product: syndecan
Exons: 4
Coding region: 487-1611 (374 amino acids)
Biological process (GO): cell migration
Cellular component (GO): membrane; cell surface
Source: RefSeq, a predicted model, not a curated record
UCUAGUUCAGUUGAAUUUCAAUGGCGACCGUCAGCUGGUGUGUUUGAGAUAGCUGGGCGUGAGUUUGGAUCUUUUAAUCCUUUUCGGCCUUUGGUUACAUCGAGAAGUGCAUCUCGCAAUUUAGCCAAUUACGGCAGCACGCUCUUUGUUCUGUUGAUAUUGCAUUCCGUCCCGAAUCUACGUCGUCAUUGAUUCAUUUCUUUCAGUGUGUGGUUGUGUGAGCGCCUGUGUGAGAGAAGAAGUGUGAAGAAAGAAAAAAUGCACAGCCUGACCUGAGCAUCACCGUCUGUGACUAGAAAAUUAGAAAAACGGACAUUAAGGAAUACCAAUCCUAAUUUAUUCUAAAACGUUCUCGAGUUUUGUAUUUAAAUAACACGAAUCUUGGAAGAAACUUUAGUAACGGAUAUCCGGCUCUUAAAAAAAAAUAAAAAUCUCUCCACCCUCUCACACUUAAGGCAAACACACACUCUCAGGAAACAAGAAAAAAUGAAUCCUAGAAUACAUAUGGCGAUUUUCAUCGCUCUUUUGGCUGCAAGUUCAGUUAGCAGUAGCAUCAACAGUGCAACAUCGGUUGCCAAGCAGCAAGUGAGUGGGCUCAAUCUAAAAGCUCUGGACGAUUUGUACAUUGACGAUGAAGGUGACGACGAUAUUCAGCUGGCGGAUGAAGCUUCCGGAUUAGGUCCCUUGAAACCGGCCCUCGGGGUGGAAGACGAAGAAGAAGAGGAAGAAGAGGAGGAGGAAGAAGAAGAAGAAGAAGUGGAGGAAUACGACGACAACCCUGCGCCGGUAGAGGCAGCCAAAAAGGCCAAGGACGCCGGAACUAUGGCUGCCACCACCACAAACAUGGGCAGCAGUAACAAAAACAUGACGACGGGUAUCAACGUCGACUACAAGGAUGACGUGGUGGUACCACCCAAAGUGAGUCCCGUUGCGGCAUCGCCGUCGAUGGGUAAACCUCCGUCGUCAGCCACCGUAGACGAUGACGAAGACGAUGAUAAUUUUGAUGGUUCCGGCGGAUCGGGUGCUGGAACUGGAUCAAACGUCGAUGAGGAGAACGAAGAAGACGAAGAAGACUAUGAUGAUACUGCGACAGAUGAGGAUGUUAACGCUGGCAUCGACCUCGGUUCGGUCAUUACGGAACCGGUGCCAAAAACAACGAUGAAGCCCGAAAAGAAGCCCGAAGUGGUGGUUGUCGCACCACCCACCUCUCCGACCAAGGCGCCAAAGGAGACUACCCAGGCUCCUUCGUCUCCACCACCGUCCGGUGGUCGAGAUGAGAACCAGCUUCCGGCCGAGCCGAUGACAACACCAUCGCCAAGGCCCGUGGAUCCAUCUCAGGGCUCUCCGGAUGGCAACCGAGGCAAUAAUGAUGUUCAGAUUCUCGAUCACAAGCCAGAUGAGCGUCAGGCUUCAUUCUUCGCUCAGCCUGGAAUACUCGCCGCCGUGAUCGGUGGAGCCGUUGUAGGUCUGCUCUGCGCCAUUUUGCUCGUCAUGUUCAUCGUCUACCGCAUGCGCAAGAAGGACGAAGGCUCUUACGUUCUCGACGAGCCCAAGCGCAAUUCACCCAACUCGAAUCCGUACAAUAAAAACAGUCGUGAAUUUUACGCUUAAUUUAACACGAGGAAAAAAAACUAUCCCGCCAUUCAUUUAUUUUAUUUCAUUUGAUUUUUUUUUCCUUUAUUUUAUGCUCCCGCAAAAUCCAAGCUUCUCAUUUUUUUUGUCUAAACCCAAGUUGAUUAUUUUGAAAUUUUUUUAAAGAUAUCUUGAUAAUAUUGAUGAAAAAGAAACACAGCAAAAAGCGAAUCAGCGUAUUAUGUAUAGUGCAUCGUUGUUACCGCCACGACUAAUUAUUUCACCAUGAAUUAUUAUUUGAAUUUUUUUUUUUACCCUGAUCGCAUUCCGUAUAUUUUGACUCAAAUUAAUCAACUCCGAAGGGAAAGAAAAGAAGAAAAAAAAAGUAACACAGAAAUGCACUCUUCUAUUAAUCCUGAUGAUUCAUUACAGAAGAUAUUUUUCAUUUUUUAAGGUGAGAGGCGGGACUCGCCAACUAUUUACAUCAUAAUUCACCGGCACCAUUUUUUUUCUUCCCUACCUCCCUUUCAGUUUUGUUGUGCCAAUCAUUUUAAAGUAAUAUUCAGUAUAACCACUCACUGCUUAAUUAUUAUCAUAUUAUCUCUUUCUCUUUUCCUUUUGUUUCUGUUUCUGUUGGAAACACUGCACGGGAUAUUGUCGCCUAAUUCUGUCAAAUCGAAUUCUUUUCGCGUGUAUAAACAUAACGAAUGGCUCUCCAAUAUCUUGCGGGAAAAAAAAAGCUUUCUUCUUUUUAAUCACCAUCAAAAUCAGGAGAAUUAUAUUUCAUUGUAUUUUUUUUUCUUAUUGUAUUUUUUUCAACAGUUUGUCCUCAUAUGCAAUAGAUCGAUAAGCAGAUAACAAAAAAUUUGAAAACACCUUUUCUGUCGGAUGAUGUAUAUCAAGUUUUAAAAAACCGAAAAAUCUUGCGACGUUUUCAGCAUUUUUGUGCGUGUGUUUUUCUCUCUUUUUUGUUCAGCAUCUGUUCAUGUUGCUUUUACAGCAUCAUUUCUUUCUUCAAUUCUCCGUUGUGUCGCCCUCCUCACUUUGGCAAUCUAUCAGCCGGCGCUGAAAAGACAUAAAACAUGAGUGCUGUCUUUGCUCGUUUUUUUUUAUAUUGAAUUUUUUUUCCCUUUUUUUUUUUUUUUUUGAACUUUGUUUCCUCCCUGCCCUUUUACCUUUUUUGAAAUGAAAACAAAAUAUAAAUAAAAAAAAAUUUGUCCUUACAGAAAAAGAAAAACGAGAAUUUUUUCUUCUUUUCUUUAAUAUUUUUGGAUUUUUCUGGUGGUGUGACGCAUCGAAUGAAUAAGGCUCGUGUGUACAUCUCCAAAACCAAAAAUAUACAAGUAGAUUGAA